GCUCUGUGGUGUAAGACAUUACGGUAAAGACACAAAUAUUAAUCUGCUCCGAACUUAAAUUCCGACACCUCCUCGGUAAACUACUGAAAAGUAUUUUGCGCAAUGUCUAUCGUGUUAAGGUUCCUUUCUACCGACUCGGCCCCGGCGGCCAUCGGACCAUACAGCCAGGCGGUGGUGGUUGGUAGAACCAUGUACAUCUCCGGUCAGAUUGGACUCGACACGGUGUCUGGUCAGCUGGUGGAGGGAGGAGUCCAGGCCCAGGCCAAGCAGGCACUCACCAACAUGGGAGAGAUCCUCAAGACUGCUGAAUGUGACUACAACAACGUGUGUAAGACCACCGUGUUGCUGGCGGACAUUGAUGACUUCAACGCCGUCAACGAAGUCUAUAAGACCUUCUUCACCAGUCACUUCCCUGCCAGAGCAGCCUACCAGGUCGCUGCUCUACCCAGGGGUGCUCUUGUGGAGAUUGAAGCGGUGGCGGUAACGGGACCCAUCAGCGAUCAAUGACUAGACGGCCCCCUCAUACACAAGUUAUAGUACACACACACACACGCACGCACGCACGCGCGUUAUAACAUACACAGUUCUCACCUGAUGACGUGGUUAUAGCAUUCCCAUCCAACUCCAGCAUCAGUGCAGAGUCAUUUAAAGUACCCCCGGACCUUGUUUGGUUGGCUGUGCCUACUUAUGUAAUGGUACAAGCCACAUUUUUUCCUUUCUUAAAUAAAAAAGAAAAGUCACAAACUG
Messenger RNA from Gadus macrocephalus (Pacific cod), 747 nucleotides. Its product is annotated as 2-iminobutanoate/2-iminopropanoate deaminase-like. Lineage: Eukaryota; Metazoa; Chordata; Actinopteri; Gadiformes; Gadidae. The record is from RefSeq and is a predicted model, not a curated record. Gene Ontology annotation, molecular function: deaminase activity. The transcript has 6 exons. The coding region runs from base 103 to 507 and encodes 134 amino acids. Gene Ontology annotation, cellular component: cytosol.